Molecule: messenger RNA, 3512 nt
Organism: Ricinus communis (castor bean)
Lineage: Eukaryota; Viridiplantae; Streptophyta; Magnoliopsida; Malpighiales; Euphorbiaceae
Product: transcription repressor KAN1
Exons: 6
Coding region: 1711-3192 (493 amino acids)
Biological process (GO): regulation of DNA-templated transcription; abaxial cell fate specification
Cellular component (GO): nucleus
Molecular function (GO): transcription cis-regulatory region binding
Source: RefSeq, a predicted model, not a curated record
UCUUUGAAAUCUUUGCAGACAGCAUUUAGAGGAAGGGGGCUAGUUCCCAAUAUGGGUAAGAGAUCCAAUUAUAAAUUAAGAUUAUCUCUUGAUUAGGCCUAGGGUUUUGAGAACCCUAGCUAGAAGAGUCAAUGAGUUUUUUUGGAGGGUCAUCAUGUGGAUGCGGAUUACACAUAUAAAAAAAAAACAUUAUUUAUGUAAAAAAAUCAGAAAAAAAAAAGGAAUAAAAGACAUAAUAGAACCCAACCCAUGAAACCCCAUGAAUAAUUAUAUAUAGACAUUAAGGUUGUUGAAAGAUUAGAAGGAAGGGGAAUAUUUGGGAGAGUAUGAAAAGGAAUUAUUAGAAGAAGGUAAUGUUGAAAAAAUAAAAUUAGGGUUUACGAUGCGUACACAUGAAUGCAAACAAAACACCCUUUGUGGGUCUAUCUCUCUCUAACACCAAGGUCAAUGGGUCUAUGCACAUAUAUAAAUAAUAACAUUUUAUUUUUCUUUUGUGUAAUACAUUCUCAUCUCAAUAUCUCCUGAGAUUGAGAACUUGAAAAAAAAAUUUAAAAAAAAAACAAGGAAAAAGAAGCAAUAUCUUCUAUUUUAAUAUAUGAAUACAUACAUGUACAUGUACUUUAUAAAGGGCUACACUGCCUUUUUUAAGCAUAGAAAUGGUACCUAAUUGUUUAUUCAUAUCUCAAGAAUACUUGUAAAAUAAAUAAUAGGGACAGAGAGAGAGAGAGAGAGAGAGAGAGAGAGAGAGAGAGAGAGAGAGAGAGUGGGGGAUAAAGAAUCAAAGAGAAGAGAGUCUUUCUCUGUCAAACUUAUUACAACCCGUCCUCUCCGGGGAAAUAAAAAAAAUUAAAAACCAAAUGCUAUAUUCUAAAAGAGUGAGAGAGUAGCGAGUGACCAUAUUUAUUUUGUUUAUUUUUAAAUGAGAUUUUAUUAUAUAGAAAUUUAAUUUAAUUUUGUGUUGUUUUUAUUUGAAAGUUUUGACUAGAGAGAGAGACAUUGUGUUGUUCUUUCUUCUUCUUCUAGUGUCAUUUUCCAAGAUAUACUCUCGAGGUGCACCACACCCAAAUCCUUCUCUCUCUCUCUCUCUCUCUCUCUCUCUCUCCCCUUUUCCUUUCUAUGCACUUUCUGGAUUUUUUUUUUUGAAAGUUCUGAUAUAAUGUAAUCCUUUUUUUUUUUAUAAACUUCUUGACAACACACAUGCCCUCUCUUUUCUUCUUAAAUCUCUCUCUCUCUCUCUCUUUCUUUAUCCACCUUUCACUCACUCACUCACUCACUCACUCUCUCUUUCUUUCUUUCUUUCUUGAAGCAUGUUUGUUUGUUGAAGGUUUUAUUGAGUCUUUAAGCUCUUUUGCCUCCUCAUCAUCAACAUCACCUCUUCUUGCCUUUAGCCUCUCUUCUCUUGUUCUUCUUUCUUUAUUCUUACUUUUCUUUUCUUUUUUCUUUUUGGUUUUUUGGGGUGGGAGGAGGAGGAGGAGGGGGGGUUACAUCUUUAGUUUCUUUUAAAGCGCAAAUCAAGAACUUCUUUCAAAGCUUUAGUUUCUUUUAAUUAAAGAACAAAUCAAGGUUGGGAGAGAAAAAGAUUAAUUCAACACUUUUUCUCAUUCUCUUGCUACCAACAAGUUAGAUUAGCCAAGAAAAGGGAAAAGAGAAAAAAGAGAGAUACUAGAGCUAUUUGAUAAAGAAACCAAGUUUCUUUUUUUCUUUAAAAAAAUGCCCUUGGAAGGGGUUUUUAUUGAACCCUCUUCAAACCCAGUUCCUGAUCUUUCUUUACAUAUUAGUCCUCCUAACACAUCAUCUUCUUCUGUUUGCAACAAUAGCAUCAUCAACAACAAAUCAACAACAGAUACAACAGGCUUCAAUCUUUUGAGCAGACAAGAAGGCAUCCAUAAUCUUAAAUCCAACUCCAUGAGAAUAGAUUCUCAAGCUUAUACUGAGCUCUCCUUGGCACACCCAGCAACAACAAAUGUUGUUGAUGAUGAAACAAGAAUCAGAAGGAACUUUACAGCAUCUUCUACAGCAACUGCUCAAGAACCACCACACAACCCUUAUCAACAACAAAGUCAUAACCAUCUUCAUCAACAUCAUCAUAAUACUCAUCACUUAAAUCACCUAAAUCAUGGGGUUUCUUUGCUUGAUGUAUCAGAUGGUUUGAGGCCAAUAAAAGGGAUUCCAGUGUAUCACAACCGUUCAUUUCCAUUUAUGUCAUCAUCGGAACAACAACAACAACUACAAUCAUCAAGAGAGAAUAGUAAUAAUAACAUCAGUAGAGAUCCAAAGAUGUGUUUCUACCAAAUGCCUUAUCAUCCUUCUUCUUCUUCUUCUUCUUUAUGUUCACCUUCUGUUUCUCACACUUCUUCUCCUUAUUACAUUGGAGAUCCCAUGUCUAUGCUUAACUCAUCAUCAGGAGUGCCUAAUAAUCAUCAUCAGUCUCUUCCUUCAUAUAAUCGGUUAGCAGCGACUGCAAGGUUUAAUGGGCUAUCAAUGGAUGCUUUCAAAUCACACCACCAACUGCACCACCACCACCACCAGUAUGGAGUUGGAUCCGGUGAAGCUUCUCACGGUUUGAUUAGAUCAAGAUUCUUGCCUAAACUCCCAACAAAAAGAAGCAUGAGAGCACCAAGAAUGCGAUGGACUAGUACUCUUCAUGCUCGAUUUGUUCAUGCUGUUGAGCUUCUUGGUGGUCAUGAAAGAGCUACUCCAAAGUCAGUUCUUGAGCUUAUGGAUGUCAAAGAUCUUACAUUAGCUCAUGUGAAGAGCCAUUUACAGAUGUAUAGAACUGUUAAGACUACUGACAAGCCUGCAGCCUCUUCAGGGCAAUCAGAUGGAUCUGGAGAAGAAGACAUUUCGACAAUGGGCAGUGGAAAUGACCGUGGCAGCGGCGGCUUAAGGCGGUUUUCCGAUCAAAGAGGAGCUUCAGACGGAUCAGUGCAACAAGAAAUGAGUUACCCUUCUACUGCUACUACUCUUUGGAGUAAUUCUUCAAGCAGUAGAGAAGCAUGGCCACAAACAAAUUCCAAUGACCCAGAUGGGAUCAGAGAAGCUACCGUCCAGUCACAGCAAAGAUCUGGACACCCAGUUCAGGAGUGCAAUUCAAAUCGGAUGAAAGGGUACUUAGGGUCUAAUUUGGAUUGCAAGAAUCCAAGCUUGGAGUUCACAUUAGGCAGACCAGACUGGCAAGGAAAUGAACAUUAACAGAUGAUAAUUUUACUAUACUCUUUGUUGUCCAGUUCUUCUGAUUGAAAUUCCUUGACAAUUUUCACUAGUCUUGAUGAUCAAUGAGAAGUCAUAUAUAUAGAUAUAUCAAAGGAUUGUUGACAAGCAGGAAGGUGAUGAUGAAGAGGUGGGUUUUUCUAGUUCUGUGCAUUUUAAGUCCUGUUUUUGAUUGAAAACAUGUGUUUUGGAAAAGGGUUUUUUUGCAAGUGGCUGCCCAGUGCUACACUUUUUCAUGGGAGAUUGUAAAUCCAGGAAAAUGAAGCAUCUUUCUCAGUAAAAUUUGAGCAAAAUCUUAAUUC